Messenger RNA from Zymoseptoria tritici IPO323, 645 nucleotides. RefSeq lists its product as uncharacterized. The record is from RefSeq and is a predicted model, not a curated record. Lineage: Eukaryota; Fungi; Ascomycota; Dothideomycetes; Mycosphaerellales; Mycosphaerellaceae. The transcript has a single exon. Bases 1 to 645 code for a protein of 214 amino acids.
AUGCACGCCUGGAACGAACGCGCGGAGUCGGCGGUGGGGUAUUCGGGGAUCGGAGUGCCGGAGAGCGUGGUGGAGAUGCUGUCGCAGGUGAGGUUGAAGGGGAAGCCGCUUUCGGUGCUGAUGUUGCCGUUGGCGGCGAGGGAGGCGCAGGAGGAGGGAGCGGAGGAGGCGGUGGCGGAGGUGGAAGUUGUGGAGGUGGAUGUGAAGGUUGAUGCUGUGCUGGUGAUGUCUCCGGUGCUGAUCACGCUCGCGGUCGAGGAAUCCUGCGAUCCCGGGAAUGGAUCGACGGUGGCUUCUUCGGUACUGCUGCUUGCCGCUGAUCCCGCACUCGAAUUUGGCACAGGGAGCGUGAUGAACCCCUCCUCCGUCUCGGUAGACGACGCCUGCGGCACAGGAAGUGUAAUAAACCCUUCCUCCGUCUCAGUCGCAGUCGAACUCUCCUGCGGUACCGGAACGAAUAUCACAGUCGACUCAGCCGCAGUCGAAGUCUCAACUGGUGGAAAGUUUGGAUCGAAAGUGUUGCCUGCACUGCUUGAGCUCACGGCCGUGUUCCCGCCGGGCGAAGAGGUAAUGACUGAUGGGAAAGCCGGAUCAAACGUCGCACCGGCACUGCUCGAGCCCGAAGAAGACGAGAUUAUUGACUGA